CUCAAAAUGCACUUCCGUUCACAGCAAAUUGUCAGGGCUAGCUUUUCCAAAAUGGUGGUCGUUUGUUGUGCUUUCCAGUGAUUUGUGAAAUUAUUAAUAUGUAAGUAAAUGAAUUUCUUGCUUAUGAUGUUCCAAAUAAGAAGUUUAUCAAUAUUGGUAAUUUAUCGCAUUUUGCUCAUUUUUAACAAGUUAUUGGUAGCGGCAUUUUGUACAUCAUAUAGCUCCUUACAAAGAAACUCGUAUCGUAGUCGCUGAUGUAUUCUUUCCUCUGAUCGAAUGAAGUCGUCAAUCGAAUUGGGAAAUUUAACGCAAUAAUGGAUGACGAUUCUGUUCCCGAGAAUACUAGUGAAACUAUCAAAGAAGUAUCUAGUGUAAACACAGAUGUUAGUAAUCCUGAACCUUCAGAAAGUGGACUUGGUAACCACAUUGAUCAUGACAUGAGUGUAACAGAGACUGAUGGUGUUACAGAAGGAACAUCCAUGGAAGUUGAUAAUCAAGAUAAUACUGACAACAGAGAAAAUGAUUCAGAGGUAACUCAAGAAGACAAGGAAAAUGUACAACAUGAUAAAGAAGAAUCACAAAUAUCUGAAACUGGAGAAUCACAGCACGCAAGCACACAAGAGACACUUGAAAAUAAGGUAAAAGAUGAAACGGAAGAUAAUGGUCAAGCUGCUAGUGAAGAUUUUGAGGUAUAUAAGGACACUGAUAUAAAUAAUGAGGAAUUGUGUAGCAAAGAUGAAAAAAAUGAUGAUAAAGAUAAAAGAGAUGAUGAAGUUGGAAAACCAGAAUUUGAGACCGCUCCUAAUAUUUCUAUGGAUGAUACGCAAGAAGAUCAUUCUGAGGCUUUAGAUCCUUUUGACGCUUUGCUCAAAGACAACACUGAUACAAAUGCAAUAGACACAGAAACUGCAACUACAUCACAAGCAGAAACUAUUAAUGCCACAGAGGAUGAUGAUGAUGAUCACAAUGCUGAUAACGUAGAUGGUGAAUUAGAUGAAGAUGAACAUCAAACAGAAGAUCCUCAGUUAGAUGAAAGCAAUGUAUCAGAAUUGGCCGAAGAACCUGGUGCAGAUGAGGAAGUCUGCUUGUUGCCAGAUACUGAGCGAGAAAUAUCAGAAGCAGACAAGGCAGAAGCUGAGAAAGUUCUUGCUGAGCAGAGGAAACAAGCUGAAGCACUGGCCCUGGCUGUGGAAGAAACUGUACCUAAAAAAGAAAAUGAAGUGACAGAUUCUGAUAUAACAAACAAGGAAGAUGUUGUCAACAAUGACUUUACUGAAAAUAUGGAUACUUCAACAGUUACUGAAGAUCCUUCUCAAGAAAAUGGUGGAGAAAAGGAAAAUGAAAUUGAUCAUGAACAAGAACCUGACCUAGAUGAAUCCAUUGAAACAGAGACUCCAGUAUCUAACACAAUUCAGGAAGUUAGUUCCUACAGUAGUACAUGUAUACAGUGUAAAAAGGAUGCCACAUGCACAUAUAGGUAUACAACAAAAGAUGGAGAAUGCAAUUACUUAUGUUCUGAAGACUGUGUUACAGCUUUCCAAGGUGAACAUCCUGGGUACACUGUUGUUCAUAAGAAAUACAUCAUAGAAGAAAUCAUGCCUAGGUUUAUGCACUGCUCAGAAUGCGAAGAUAAAAAGACAUGCUAUUUCUAUUACAAUUAUGAUGGAGAACAUACUAACUACUGUUCAAUGGAAUGUUUGCACAGUAUGAUGGCUGAUGAAAAAGAAAAAUAUGUAUUUAAACGUAGAAAGAUUACAGUCGAAGAGAUGACACCUAAAGAAGCAACAUGCUCUGUUUGCAAUGAUACAAAACUUUGUGAAUUCUCCAUGACUAGGUACGGUGAGUACAAAAUAAUAUGCAGUCACUCGUGUGUCAAGACUUUAAAUAACAGUGAAAACGGUAGAUAUGUGAUCAAAAGGAAAAGAUCUCAACGUAAAAUUGUUUCUGUACCUACUGUGUCAGUACCAACUGUCACCACGUCAAAUCCACCAUUGCUCAAAUUGAAAGUAAUUAGCAAUGCAACUGAUAAGUAUUUAGAUGAAGCUUAUAAAAUUCAGGCAAAAACGCCAGCUAUGGUUCAAGCAGCACGAGAAGAAAGAGAGCGCACUUUUUUGCGUCGUUGUACUCAUUGCGUAUUAAUUCUUCAGAUGGAUGAGAAGCUUCUAACCUGGGAGACAAUGGACUUUUGUGAUGAAGUAUGCUUAGGACGGUAUCAAAACAAAAUAGGUUCUCGUUGUGCUAAUUGUCAAAAAGGUGUUCAGCACACUAGCUUAGGAAAAUAUUGUGUUCGUUUCGGAUAUGACAUCAGACAGUUUUGUAACUCAGGUUGCUUAGAAGAGUUCAAGAAGGGCCUCAAGAUCUGUUGCUACUGUCAAAGAGAUAUAUCUGUUGGUCAUCAAGGUUUCUUGGCACCAGUAGGAGACAAAGGCCAGUUCAAAGACUUUUGCUCCCAAGUGUGCAUGGAGAAAUAUGAUCAAAUGAGCAAAAAUCCUGUUCCACAGCCAGUUUGGUCUAAAUGUGCAGUUUGUUCCUUAGAGAAGGACACAACAAUCGAAGUGGAGGUUAGCGAAGAUGUUUCACAACGUUUAUGCUCAGACCCGUGUUUUGCUGCAUUUAAAUUUGUCAACAAUAUUUUCCCAGACCAAUGCCGCUGGUGUAAAAAGUAUUUUGAGCGCAAGCAUUCGAAAUGUUUCACCAUAUACGAAGGCAACAAUCCGCAUUGCUUCUGUUCUAAGUCUUGUAUGAAUGUCUACAUCAGUAACUCGCGGCAUAUAAUGCCCUGCAACUGGUGUAAAGUCAAGAAGUACAACUUCGAUAUGAUCAGACGCAUACAAGCAAAUGGGCAAGCACUGAUGAUGUGCUCAUUGAAUUGUUUGAAUUUGUAUCAGGUGUCUGUCAAUGCUGUGUCCUCAAGAAGAACAAAGUGUGAUAUGUGCAAGAGAACAUCAUUAGCACAAUAUCACUUGACUAUGUCAGAUGCAACAGUGAGAAACUUCUGCACUUAUCAAUGUGUUAUGUCAUUUCAGGGGCAAUAUUCUAAGCACGCUCCACCUUUGAUGCCUGAUGAAUCUAUCGACCAACAGAAGGCAGUACCGGCCGGUGCACCACGUCGGACCUAUUCUGGCAAAGCUAAUAAUGCAAUGGCUAAAGGUCAGCAGCGUUCAUCUAUGCCGGUGAUCUCGAACGUCCAAUCUCUCGCUGCCCCGCCGCCUUUAACUCCUUCUGUUACGAGAGGAAAGUCUAAGCGCCACGCCCAGCCUCCCCCCGAACCCGAACCCCCUGCAGCCCCUAAAACUCCCCCGCCUCCCCCGAAACCACCUACCCCACCACCCCCACCACCUCCCAAAAUAUAUAACCACGUUAUAGUAAAAACACUACCCCCCAAAGAAGUCGCCAACAAAGCAACAAUGUCGAAACCACAAAUGGUAUCCAAAGGCGUCUCCUGCCGUCCACAUCCGUGCACUAAGGAAUGUCAAACAGACCCCAGCUUAGAGAGGCGAGUGCUGAUACCUGUUCCUGUUCCGAUAUACGUCCCUGUGCCUUGUGCCAUGUGGUCGUUACCGUUCCCCGUGCCGGUGCCCAUUCCAUUGCCUAUUCCGACUCCAGUCUUCAUUCCUACCACACGGAACUCGGCGAAAGGCAUUAUGAAGGAGAUCAACAAGAUUCAUGAUAAAAUGCCGACGGAUCCGUUCGAAGCCGAACUUCUGAUGAUGGCUGAAAUGGUCGCUGGCGACAAGAAGAAGGAUCAGAGCGAUUCGGAUACUGAUGAUGACAAUGGUGAAGAUAGCUUUAGCCCUGUAGCCGGUAUGGAUGGUAACAAUGCAUUCGGCGAAGACAUGCUACAAAUGGCACUCAAGAUGGCUACCGAGUAUGAGGACCAACCUGUGGACCUUGAAUCGGCGAUGACAGCAAACACAAUCACACCCAGCUCACAUCCCGGCAUGCCUGGUUUGGAAGGCGACAGCAUGCACCACCACCACAUGAUGGUGAUGGAGCAGCACCGCGCGGUGGCCGCACUGCGAGCAAGCGCGGGCGCGGGUGCGGCGACGGGUGCGGCGGCGACCGCGGCAGCGGCGGGCCGGAAGCGGCCGCCUGCGCCCCCCGCGCGACCCUCGCGCUCCUCCAAGCGGCGCCGCGCCGAGCCCGCGCCGCCGCCGCAGCCCGAGCCGCCGCGCGAACCCGCCGAGAAGCCUGACGCCAACAUGUGUCUCAAGUAUACGUUUGGCGUGAACGCGUGGAAACAGUGGGUGAUGACGAAGAACGCAGAGAUAGAGAAGAGCUCCAUACGACGGAAACCCUUCAAGUCGGAGAUAUUGCAACUGACUGCGGAUGAACUCAAUUAUUCGCUAUGUUUGUUCGUGAAGGAAGUUCGGAAACCGAACGGCAGCGAGUACGCGCCGGACACUAUUUAUUAUUUAGUAUUAGGAAUUCAACAAUAUCUCUUCGAAAAUGGUAGGAUAGACAACAUAUUUACGGAUCCAUAUUAUGAAAAAUUUACGGAUUGCUUGGACGAAGUCGCUAGGAAGUUCUCAGUUUUAUACAAUGAUUCACAAUACAUAGUAACUAGAGUUGAAGAAGAGCAUUUAUGGGAAAGUAAACAACUGGGAGCGCAUUCGCCCCAUGUGUUGCUGUCUACGCUUAUGUUUUUCAAUACAAAACAUUUUAAUCUAGUGACUGUGGACGAACAUAUGCAGCUAUCAUUUUCACAUAUUAUGAAGCAUUGGAAACGGAAUCCUAAUCAACCUGGUCAGACAAAGGUACCAGGUUCGAGAAAUGUCCUAUUACGGUUCUACCCCCCACAGUCAGCACUAGAAGCCAAUUCCAGAAAAAAGAAAGUAUAUGAACAGCAAGAAAAUGAAGAGAACCCACUUCGGUGUCCUGUAAAAUUAUAUGAAUUCUAUAUAUCAAAAUGCCCCGAAUCGGUCCGCACCCGCAACGACGUAUUCUAUCUACAACCGGAGCGGUCUUGCGUGCCUGACUCCCCCGUGUGGUACUCCACGCAGCCGCUCAGCCGCGCCGCGCUCGCCAAGAUGCUGCACCGCGUCAAGAUGGUGAAGGAGAUCAACAUCGCGCUGCUCACCAGCUAAGAUUGCUCUUCACCCUCGUGUGGAUUUGGAAACUACGCAACAAUUCGACCCAACAGAUUACAACCCGAACUAUAGCUGCUGGAUACUAAGUGAUUGGUUGUAAUUUUACUACAGACAUGCAAGAAGUCACCUUAUUGUUGUAAAGAUGGUAACAGUGUAUAUUUUUUCUACUUUGUAUAUCAGUCUACAUAUGGACGUCGAAGAUUAUUUUAAAGCAUAGUUUAUAAUAGAUGUCUUUUUUAUAAUGUUGCAAUGUUUAAGAUUAAGAUUUCUGUGCGGGACUGUUUUGUAUGUACAGUUUGUGAUGGUACUAGGUUGUCAUUGAAAAUUGACAUUUCAAAUAAUAAUUUAUCGAUGUCAAAAAUCGGCAUUGUAGAGAAAAUAAUAAUGAAUUUAUUUAGAUUAUUCCAAAAUCGCUAGAUUAUUUUCAAUCAUAAUUGUAUAUACGCCAGGCGACUUGCACGCAUAAUUAUAUUAUUAUAUUCAUUGCGGUAAAUUAUGUCAUUAAAGGAGGUGGGUGACUUAAGUUUCCUCAGUGCCAGGUCGAAUGGAAUUUUAUUACACUCAUGUAAUAAUAAAUACAAUAGAUUAGAAUGUAAGUAACAACAAUUCCAAGAUUUUAGUGGAAGACGCACUUUUGUUUUAUAGUAGCAUUAUUCGUUUUAUAAAUCGGAAAGCAGUUAUAUCUCAAAUAGAAAUUUUUAUUGAAGAAUAAUUAUAUAGCUUAGGAAAAGAGUCAGAUUCUUAUUAUAUUUUAAGAGUAAUGGCGUCUAAUAAGGUCUAGGUUACUGAUGUGUAAAAAGAAUACUGAUUCUCUAUAUAUGUGUUUCACUUAUAUAAUCCCUCUUAAGCCCAUAGAAUUAAAAACGGUAUUGAGGUAAUACUUGCAUGUAAAAUCUGUUUUACUGCCCACACUCGAACAGAGGCGUUAAUCAUUUUUAAAUUCUAUAAGGCGCUUAGCAGACGACGGGGCGGGGCGGGCAUUUUGUCCGCGAAGCAAUAAAGACCGCGUUUGCCCAUCGAUGUCUGCGGCUGCCCGCGCCGCGUACACAAAGCACACGACGGGCAGAGGCGGUCAGUUCAAUACAUUCGUUCUAGUGAAUAGUCCUAAAAAGCGCGUGGCGUGGACUGAGCUAGCCGCCCCGCGCCGCCGCCUGCGUUACUGCAUAUAAACUGGUUUGUAUGAUCCACGGCGGGCAGCCGCGGACAUGCCGCGCCGCCACCGCACCUGCGGCGCAGUCUUUUUGCCCUCUGUGUGCGUUUGAAGUAUAGGAUUCACUUAGUGCU
Molecule: messenger RNA, 6374 nt
Organism: Chilo suppressalis (striped riceborer)
Lineage: Eukaryota; Metazoa; Arthropoda; Insecta; Lepidoptera; Crambidae
Source: the annotation of a GenBank genome assembly